GGAGAGAUAGAAAAUAGUUGAGAAAGUGGGGAGUAGAAUAAGUGAUGGGGAGGAGAGUAAAGAAAGAGAUAUGGUGAAGUUUGGAGAGUAAAGUAUAAAAAUAUGAGGUGAAGAGAGGUUGAGAUUAAGUAAGCAAGCAAGUUGUGUAAUGAACAAAAGAGGUUUAUAGAUCAAUAAUGAAACAGUUAUUGUUGAACAGCCCGGAGUUGUUGAAAAGUGUUCGAUAUACUAACAGACAUUAUUAUUGCGGUAAUAAAGAAGAAUGAUUUUAAUGAUGACUGGUAAUUAAAUGUGUAGCAUGGAGUUUGUUAUUCUGGAAAACGCCUCCAGUUGCUGACGUCGCAUGCUCUGACUUGUUUGACAGGACGACUGUGAUUGGUCUGAGAUGAAUUAAUUUGACCAAUCACUACACGUCUUUCUAGAUGCUGCUGAAUUCUUCAACGACAGCUCGCAAUGUUGUAUGGAAAACAGAGCGGGAAAUUCAGUAAGACUAUUUAAAUUCUCCAAAAACAAACCCACAAAUCCAAACAACAACUAAACGAAAGGAGAACCUUUCCUUUCUUUUAUUUUCCUUUUUUUUUUUCGCGGAAAGAACGAAGACCUCCCUCUAAAAACUUCCUAUUUCCCCCCUCUUCUACCAAACACAGUGAUGGGAUUUUUUAAUAUUUUCUACCAUGUUGUCUUCAGACCAAUAAUUCUCAUGUUGCAAGGAUUGUCCACUCCUUUCAUAUUUCUCGGACAACUACUGCUCAGUUUCGUUUCAGAUGAUACUUUAGAAAGUAUUGAUUUCCAGGAAUGUAAAUAUCCUAAGCCUGGUUAUGCCGGUUCUCGCGAUGAAUUGGGCAGUGAUCGAACCGGCAGUUUCAGUCGUGACAGUUUUAGAACAAAUAAAGUUAGAAAUCGCAGCCUGUCCUAUCCAUUAUCACCUGGAAGCUCAGAGGAAAAUUAUGCUCCAUCUCUGGCGGACGUCCAUGAACAAAAGCAGUCCCCGACUGUUUCAAUGGAGUACCAUGCCAUCAACAUACCCCAAUCUACCCGUCAGCGUGAAAAAAUCGAUUCUUCCGGUUUGGUGUUUAGCAACAAGGUAAAAGCUCUAAAAGAGAUGAAGAAAUACAAAGACGCCAGGUUUAAGUCUUUCCAAACACUCCAGGAAGCUGAAGAGUUUACUAAGUCAAAUCUAGCUUCAAUCGCUGAUGACAGUGUUGCAGUGAAGUUAGCAGGAUUAAAUGAAAAGGGAAAUUACAGGAUGCCACGUACCAUCGAGUUGCUGAAAAUGAGAGAACUAAUUGAAUCGGGCCAAUACAAAAAUUUCAAACAGCUCAUUACCUGCAAUCCUUAUUUCUUGGUCAGCAGUGGGGACACCCCACCUCUUUUGCACGUGGGUGCCCGUUACAACGCUUUUCAUAUCGCUGCCAAAAUGAAUAAGCCUGAGAUUAUCAAAAUAAUCCUCGAAGUCAUCCAGGAUCCAAAUUUCUUCUGCAAAUUGUAUGGUAUCAAUGAUGAUAGUAUAUGUGAUAGAACAGAGCGUCUAAUAGAUUACUACCUUAACACACCAGACAAAGGGUCAUGUGAAACACCACUACACUUUGCUUGCAAGGCUGGCUACAAAGGCGUCAUCGAAGUCCUUGUGAACCAUCCAUUGACCAAAAUAAAUGCAAGGAAUAAAUUUAACAAAACUCCACUGGAUUUGAUACCAGAAUCAAUUAGUGCUUCUUCACGAAAACAGAUUGAGAGAUUCUUAGAAGAACGCUGUUAUGUGCCUUUAUAUAGAGAUGGAGAUAACCUAAGUCCACCUCGGAUAGGUCAACCUUGCAGUCCAGUGUAUACUUGUGAUGCUCAGAGUCCACCUUUCAAUCAAGUGCCUUCAGUGGACUCCCCCGAAGGGUCACCACUGAGCUCUCGUAUGUUGUCCAGUGUUGUCAAAGCUUAUGCUGGGCCAAUGUCCCCUGAACAAGCUAAUGACUUCAGAAGGAAUUGGAAACCUUCCCGAGAUAAGGAGACUAUUGAUGAUCUGAGAUCUGACCAAGAGAAAGGAUAUGAGCGUAUUGGACGACAACUUGCUCAAAAAUACAAAUUCGGGUGGCGAGAAUAUUGGGACUUUUUGGGUAUUUACACUGAUAUUUCUAAACCUGAAGGGCUUGAGAAGUUCGAGACCUACCUCCAAAACCAGUUCUUAACAUUCAAUGUUCACCGCAGUCUGGAGGCUCUUCAUGUAACUGAAAACAUCACUUCACAGAAAACCAUUGAGUCAAUAAAAUCACUCAAGAACAUGUUUACCGUUGACAGCAACAAAAAUGUUUCUGGUUUUGGCCAGUCGCUAAUUUCUAGUGAUUCCCCCACAAGUCAGCAGCAAAGUAAAAAGCAGGAAGAUAAUUUUGAUCAAAAUAAUUCUGUGCCAGUUGUAACCGAAAAGGAAAAAGAAGAGGAAGAGCAGGUGAAAGAAGGCCAGACAAGCAAAAUGUUCAUCUCAAUCAACAAGCAUUUUAAAAGUCAUAAAAAAAUAUCAGGCAUGAAAGACUUCAAUGAGAUUAUGGACUCACUUGCCAAAGAGUUUGGCACCAAACUGGUCAUCGUUGGCAGCAGCCAAGAUACUGAUGGUUCUGUAACUAGCAAUACUGCGUGGAUGGACGUUGUCGACACAAAAGACGAUCACCAUCAUUCCAUCUACACCACAUUUUCAAAUCUUAGCGAUGUGUUCGGCACUGUCCACGACAAACAGCCUAUCACUGUGUCUUUAGCUAAAACCAGUGCUUGUCCCCUAUCACCAUCAACGCCAACGAAAGACAAUGUUACCUUGCCCUCCGAUACCGUCCUUUUAAAUGUCUCCUCACCAACUGGCCUCAACAUAGAUGUCCCAGCCAAACCAGCUCGCUCACCACCAAAGUCAAAAUCUGUCAUAAAUAUAUACCUUAAUGGGUUUGAACCCUCAAAGUUGGACCUGGACGUCUACCGGUGUGUUAAAGAUGUAGAGCUGGACUCUCGAACGUAUCCCUACAUACACAAGUGGUUUCAGAAAGUGAAAUCUUUCACAACUGAUGAGCAACACAGUUGGCGAAGUCCUGUUAAAUGUUUCAACACUACAAGAAACGAAAUGUCACCAUUAUCCCCUUCACAUCGACACAGUCAUCUUAGUAACCCCAGCAGCAGAAGAACUCUUUUUGGCUCUCCAAGUCGCUGAGUCAACGACAACCACAAAUGACAUUAUAAUUUUAAAGGGCUUCUUCUCAGUUUCCGUUUUUUUUUUUUUUGUGUCUCUCAUUUUCUUUCACAGGUCUUGUUUUAAUUUUACACAAUAUUUUUGUAAAAUAUUUUCAUAGGUUUUACAUAUAU
This is a messenger RNA of Octopus bimaculoides (California two-spot octopus), 3330 nucleotides long. RefSeq names its product ankyrin repeat and LEM domain-containing protein 2. The record is from RefSeq and is a predicted model, not a curated record. NCBI's taxonomy places the organism in Eukaryota, Metazoa, Mollusca, Cephalopoda, Octopoda, Octopodidae. Gene Ontology annotation, molecular function: protein binding.